AUGGUCCUGACCUCAGGCUUUGACUACUAUUGUAGCAUUGACUCUGGCUGUUCUUUGAACGGCGGUGACCAGUAUGGACGUAUCGUGCCCGACAACGCCAACAUAUUCACUUGGUACAAGUCCUUGGCAGGCUUCGUAGAUCAUGCACAUAAUAAAGGCUACAAGGUUGGUAUCUACCUACUACCCGGUGCCUUCGUCGGAGAUGGUGGGAUCACUAUUGAGAACACUACCAUCAAAAUUGGUGAUGUCCUUAAUACUAGCGUGACCUAUAAUCUACAGCAAGCAUUCAACUGGGGCGCCGACGGCGUCCAACAGUGGCAUGACUCUGUUGUUUACAAUCUGGCGUCGAUUCACGGAACAAGGGCGUUGAUAUGA
This is a messenger RNA of Letharia columbiana, 375 nucleotides long. RefSeq lists its product as uncharacterized. The transcript has 2 exons. Bases 1 to 375 code for a protein of 124 amino acids. The record is from RefSeq and is a predicted model, not a curated record. Lineage: Eukaryota; Fungi; Ascomycota; Lecanoromycetes; Lecanorales; Parmeliaceae.